AUGAUUGAGGUCGGCUCGCGGAAAGCGUUGGAGUCGGAGCCGUUCCGGCUGCGCCAGGCGCUGGCCGAGGUCAACGCCGCGCUUGCACAGCAGCGGCGGGACAACGAUGCACAGGAGCGCAUGCUGCGAGCUCGGGAGGACGCCAUGAAGACCAAGGACCUGGAGCUGCAGGCAUCGAUACUUAGAUUUGCACAGUUCCUGCAGCAAAAUGAGGGUAAGAGGAGUCGUGCUGCUCGCCGUGUUCAGGAAGAGACUUCGGCCGAGGAAGCGGCCAGGGUCCGGGCGGAAACCCUAGCCGCCGAACUCAGGGACGCACAUUCCGCGGUGGAGACGCUGCGCAAGGAGCUGGCGAAGAUUCAGAGGUACCAGGACUUCCUCGUCAAAGUAGCCCAGAGCAGCAACGGAGAAUUUGCCACCCCUGACUCCAUCAUCGAGCGCCACUCUCAGCUCCAGACCGCGGGCUCCUCCCUCAUGCGCCAGCACCUUGCCACCCUCAAGGAGGUCCAGGCCUGCCGCUCAGCCGCCGCGACAGCGUCAGCUGCUGCGCGGGCCCAGGCUCAGGAGCUGCAGAGCCGCCUGUCAGGUGUGCAGGCUUCUUGCCACGUGGCGCUGCAGCGAGCAGAGGCCCUGCAGGCGGUGGUGGAUGCAGCACAGGCAGCGGAGCUGGUCAGGCAGAGGGACGAGUGGCGGGUGAGGUGGUGGGAUACUUAG
Auxenochlorella protothecoides is the source of this 711-nucleotide messenger RNA. Its product is annotated as Coiled-coil domain-containing protein 42-like protein. NCBI's taxonomy places the organism in Eukaryota, Viridiplantae, Chlorophyta, Trebouxiophyceae, Chlorellales, Chlorellaceae. The coding region runs from base 1 to 711 and encodes 236 amino acids. The record is from RefSeq and is a predicted model, not a curated record. The transcript is spliced from 3 exons.